AUGUUCGCUAGAAUAGCAUUAAGAAGGCUCAGCCCUUCGUGUCGUAUCCUCGCCCAACCAUCCUCCAAAAUCCUUCCAUCCAUAAUCACAUCCGUCCCCACCCCUUCCCCAGUGAGAUCAUUCCAUUCCACCUCCCCAUCAUUAGCGAAAAAGUCCAAAAACAAAAAGAACCAGCCAAUUGAAGAAGAAGAAGAAGAAGUAACCGAAGACAUUCCGGUCACUAUAGAUUUCGAUGCCGUCACUUCAAAAUUCGAAAAAACACUCGAAAAAUUCUCAAAAUCCGCUACGGAACUCAAACUAGGCAAAGCCAACCCAAAGAUCUUCGACAACCUCCCAGUGGAAACCGCAGAUGGAGAAGUCCCAUUCAAUACCAUUGCGCAAACUAGUGUCAAGGGGAGACAUUUCGUGAUUACAUUAUUUGACCCAGCAAAUGGAAAACAUGUGAUCAAUGCCAUUUUGGCUUCUGAUUUGAAUAUGAGUGGUCAGAUUGAUCCUGCUAAUAAGUUCGCCAUUAAGGUGCCGUUACCUUCCUUAACAACUGAGACUAAGAAAGAAAGCGCAAAGGCUUUGAAGGAAGUGUUUGAGAAAUAUAAGCAUGGAAAAGGUCUGGAUUCAUUGGCAUCGGUAAGAACUCAUUUUAGACAUAAGUUUACUAAACAUUUAAAGAAGCAAAAGCUUAGUGAUGCUGAGAAUAAGUUAUUGAAGGAACUUGAGGAUUUACAUAAGAAGUAUGGUGAUAAAUUGGCUGAUGCUUUUAAAUCUGCUGAAACCGCAAUUCUUAAAUAG
Molecule: messenger RNA, 786 nt
Organism: Hemisphaericaspora subhashii
Lineage: Eukaryota; Fungi; Ascomycota; Pichiomycetes; Serinales; Debaryomycetaceae
Exons: 1
Coding region: 1-786 (261 amino acids)
Biological process (GO): translation
Cellular component (GO): mitochondrion
Molecular function (GO): ribosomal large subunit binding
Source: RefSeq, a predicted model, not a curated record